Medioppia subpectinata is the source of this 231-nucleotide messenger RNA. NCBI's taxonomy places the organism in Eukaryota, Metazoa, Arthropoda, Arachnida, Sarcoptiformes, Oppiidae. The record is from the annotation of a GenBank genome assembly.
GAACUGAUUGACAAAUGUAUCGGUUCUCGGAUUCACAUCAUUAUGAGAAACGAUAAGGAAAUUGUGGGAACUCUUCUUGGAUUUGAUGACUUCGUCAAUAUGGUGUUAGAAGAUGUGACCGAAUACGAAAGUACUCCAGAAGGACGUCGUGUCACUAAAUUGGAUCAAAUCUUAUUGAAUGGAAACAACAUAACAAUGAUGGUUCCCGGAGGAGAAAUGCCAGACAAUUGA